This is a messenger RNA of Fusarium venenatum, 1083 nucleotides long. NCBI's taxonomy places the organism in Eukaryota, Fungi, Ascomycota, Sordariomycetes, Hypocreales, Nectriaceae. The record is from RefSeq and is a predicted model, not a curated record.
AUGCAUAUCCAAGAUAUCACUGUUUUUAGCUACAAAGCCAACUACCGAUACGGUACAUACUCCAUUUCUAAUGGCCGUUUAGCCAAGGGACAAAAGUCCAUCGUCGCCAGGAUCCGUUCCAAUGACGGUUUCGAGGGCUGGGCCGAAACUGCACCUCUCGGCAGUGAGCUAGCAGCAUUACAGGAGCUUGGCCCCCAAAUCAUAGGCCUGGACCCAAGGUCACCUGCAGUAGUCGCCGAUGUUAUGGAUCGGGCCAUGAUGGGAGCUUAUGCUGCAAAGGCUGUCAUCGACAUGGCCUGCUGGGAUAUUCUAGGAAAGUCUCUCGGGUUGUCGACCGCAAUUCUGCUUGGCGGAUGUCUUACUGAGAGACCCAGGGCUUUUUCCGUCAUUGGCAUCCUAGACAUAGAUGCCGCUGUCACUCAGGUCAAAGAGGAGCUUAAAAAGGGCGCGACAACAAUGCAGCUCAAGGCUGGAGACGACCCCCUUGUUGAUGCGCAGCGCGUUAAAGCCAUUCGAGCUGCUCUACCCCGCAAUGUCUUACUUUGGGUUGAUGCCAAUGGCGGCUGGACUUUGGACGAGGGUCUAACCUUUGCACGCGCUAUCGGGCAAGACAUUACUGUUGGAUUCGAGCAGCCCUGGCGUACGCUAUCUGACUGCGCGGAGCUCGGUCGUCGCACAGGCCUACCUGUUAUUCUCGACGAGAGUAUCGUCACCGUGGUAGAUCUUUUUGAGGCGUAUGUAGCAGGUAUCACGGGUGUUAAUAUCAAGCCGUCACGAGUCAGUGGACUUACGAAAGUCCGACUGAUUCGCGAUGCGACUGUUGCGCUCGACAUGUUCAUCAACUGCGAUGAUACAUGGGGUUCUGCUUUAACGACAGUUCAGAACGUUCUUUUGGCUACUACUACACUAAGUCAUCGUUUGCGCGCUGUGGACUUGUUCGCUGAAUGGACGGAACCGCUGAUUGCUGAUGUUCCCCGAAUGGAAUCAGAUGGUCGUAUUACUCCCAGCACUGAGCCUGGAAAUGGUUACACAACCAUCUUUACUGAUAUGCUCGGUGAGCCAUUGUUCCAGAUUACAUCUUAG